CUCAGAAUUACUUUUAGUUUGUCUAAAGCUCUCAUACUCUUUCAGUGAAACAAGAUGAUGAGGCGCUCUAUGCGUUUGUUAUCAACUGUGUUCCUCUUGCUAAUGGUUGUCUUCGCCACUGAGAUGGGACCAAUAAUGGUGGCAGAGGCAAGGAACUGCGAGUCGCAAAGCCAACGGUUCAAAGGAGUGUGUGUAAGUAACAGAAAUUGUGCUUCUGUUUGCAAUACAGAGGGCUUCCCUGAUGGAAAAUGCAAAGGGUUACGUCGCCGAUGCUUUUGUCUCAGAAACUGUUAAUCUCUCUACUAAGUGGAGCAGUUAACUAUGUAAUAAGAAUAA
Messenger RNA from Nicotiana tabacum (common tobacco), 336 nucleotides. The record is from RefSeq and is a predicted model, not a curated record. NCBI's taxonomy places the organism in Eukaryota, Viridiplantae, Streptophyta, Magnoliopsida, Solanales, Solanaceae.